Desarmillaria tabescens is the source of this 1152-nucleotide messenger RNA. RefSeq lists its product as uncharacterized. The record is from RefSeq and is a predicted model, not a curated record. The transcript has 7 exons. The coding region runs from base 31 to 1044 and encodes 337 amino acids. Lineage: Eukaryota; Fungi; Basidiomycota; Agaricomycetes; Agaricales; Physalacriaceae.
CGACAGCGACAUAGCUCCAACUCGUAUAACAUGGCUCGCUCUGUCCUUCUCACUGUUCGCAUCAUUUAUCUGCCUCCAAAGGCUGCCAUCUUCAUUCCAGAAGACUUGGAGGCUGCUAUCGUUGUUCUCCGAGCGGAUUUGACAUCUCUACGCAUCCCCCACCCUAAGGCGUAUACUAUAAAGAUACUUUCCCCGGGAGUAGUCAGAUUCUGUUGGGAAACUGAGAUGCACAGUACACUCCAUACGCAACUAUCGAAAAGAAUCCCAAAAUUGUCACAAGGAGAGUUGUUCAAGCGAGCAAUCUCGAAGAUGAGUCUAAAGCAAGAGCCAGGCAAGAAACUCGAUCCUCCGCCACAACCUAAUAUAAAGUACCUGCUUCCACAGCAUGUUCCCGAUUCAGUCUUCGGUCCCCAGGGCUUUGUUCCUAUCCUAGAGAGUUCAUUGGGUGGCAGUGCACCAUCCGAAUCAUCUAGUUCAGCCCAAAUAAUAAGUGCAGACUCGUCAUACCCUCAAUACGCCGGGUCAGAGUGUUCGGUGCCCACGUCCGGUACCGCCGAACCAUAUCCAGAUGAACUAGAAACGCUUUCGCGACUUCAGAGUCCUGUAUCACGCUGUACUUCGGUGAAAGAAGAAGCAACAUCCGUUGUGAUCGGCAAGCGAACCUCUUGCUCGUUAUUCUCACCAUCGCCAGCCAAGAGAUAUCGUAGCAGAAGUCCGUCCAAUAACGACGAGUUCUCCCUGCUGCAUGAGCUUGGGUCACUCAGUGAAGAAAUCAAGUACCUCGCUGCAAAACAAUCUAGGAUACGGGAGAAGCUCCAAGACUUGGGGGUGUCAAGUAUCCCUGAGCCCGACUUUUUGUCUCGGAACCAAAUAAGAGAUCUCGAGUUGGAAAUCGAGACUGAGAGGAGGCAAAGGAUCGAGUGUGAGACGGUGUUGAUGGAUAUCCGGCGAGAGUGUCGGGUACCUUUUAUCGUUCCUGCGUUGUUUGAUGCGUUUAUUGAUAUUUCGAAAUUGACGACGACUGUCGUAGAUUCUCUUCAUUAAUACUGUAGAGUCAUUAUGUAUCAUAGACUUUUUAUUAUUUAGGACUCGGAGGAUGUACUGUACUAGAUUAACAUGAUUAUUCAAUCUCAUAUCGUCGGCGUCUGGAGG